Nothobranchius furzeri (turquoise killifish) is the source of this 2377-nucleotide messenger RNA. It is a transcript of the gene snai1a, whose product is annotated as snail family zinc finger 1a. NCBI's taxonomy places the organism in Eukaryota, Metazoa, Chordata, Actinopteri, Cyprinodontiformes, Nothobranchiidae. The record is from RefSeq and is a predicted model, not a curated record. Gene Ontology annotation, molecular function: RNA polymerase II cis-regulatory region sequence-specific DNA binding; DNA-binding transcription factor activity, RNA polymerase II-specific. Gene Ontology annotation, biological process: regulation of transcription by RNA polymerase II.
UUUGGACCGCACUGCGCGCGUGGUGGCUCUGACCCAGUUGUCUCCAGCCUGUGGGUCAGCUGGGUGCUUGUGAUUUAACUGGUGUGAAGUGUGAGGCGUGGAGGCUUCUUCCCAAGCACUUGAGCAGUGAUAUUGGAUGCGGGGAGGGCCCUCGGGGCGAGCACACCCCUACCGCCCUGUGUCAGAGCGUUUCAGAACAUAGGCCAGCAUUUAGGCUCUCAGCAGAGCUGCUCCACUUCGGCCGGGAAGUUCUGGACCACACGGAGGAUUCUGUGUUUUUCACCAGCGGCGUUGUCCCAAAGUCUCGUGGAGAAGCUGCGCGUCGUGGCCACGGACUAGUUUUACGCACGGAUCUUCAAGCCUAGAAAAGGACAAUGCCUCGUUCCUUCCUGGUUAAAAAGUAUUUCGCCAAACAAAAACCAAACUACAGUGAACUGGAAUGUCAGAAUGAUGUUUCUCUGGAGAGGUAUCCUCUGGCUGAGUUAUCAUCAGCAGACAGCAUCUCCACAGCCACCUGCUUCACCUCAGGUCUGGUGUGGGAUCUGAGCCUCCUCCCCACCCUCUACCUGCCCUCCUCCCAGUCAGAGGCCUCUGUCGCCUCCGGCCCUCUGGACCUCAGCUCCCCAUGCAGCCUCAGCAGCAGCGCCAGCAGCAGCGGGGAGGAGGAUGAAGGGCGCACCUCGGACCCCCCCAGCCCCGAACCCGUGCACACAUAUGCUCCUCGCCAGAGGAUGAAAUGCACCGGCAUGAUGGCUCACAUCAGUCCGCCGGAGGAGGAGGAAGAGAGGGAGCCCACGGUCACAGCAGCCAGGCCAGCCUUCCUCUGCAAACACUGUCCCAAAGAGUACACCAGCCUGGGGGCUCUGAAGAUGCACAUCCGCUCACACACCCUGCCCUGUGUUUGCACCACCUGUGGAAAGGCUUUCUCCAGGCCGUGGCUGCUGCGCGGACACAUCCGCACACACACAGGCGAGCGCCCAUUCUCCUGCCCCCACUGCAACAGGGCUUUUGCAGACCGCUCCAACCUGCGGGCUCACCUCCAGACCCACGCUGAGGUGAAGAAGUACCAGUGCGGCGUCUGCUCUCGCACCUUCAGCCGCAUGUCACUGCUGCAAAAACACAGCUCCUCGGGGUGCUGCUCCACCUCGGCGUGAGGAAAAGGCGGACCCAUGGAGAGCUCAGAGCGAUGGAGGACAUCUUGGAGAAGAGGUCUACACAGGACUGUUCAAGACCCACAAAACCACAAAGAUCACAAAACUUUCUGAUUUAAGAGACCUGGAGGGAACUAAAGCUCAUGUUGGAUCUGACUUUACAAGCCUCUUAGCUUCUCUGUUCCAUUAUAAAACUGAUGAGAAGCUUUUUGUUUUGAAUCUUUCCUGUGUUUUUGCGGUUGGACCAUCAGAGCUGAACUCCACGUCAGCCCCUCUGUUGCUAUUGUGCCCAUUCCAGACAACAAAUACGUUGUGAACUCACAGGGGUUAGAGGUGUCUUUUCCUGUCUCUGUCCUGGUGCCGGCCAGCUCAGGAUCACGGUCCAGACACAGCUGCUCAGAGGUAGGGGUGCGUGGGCGGGAUAAAUCUCUUGGCGUGUCUGAAAACACACACACACACACACACACACCACACACACACACACACACACACACACUAAAGGCGAAUGCACACACAGCUGUCCUCGGUGCUGCGGUGCAGAUAGAUGAGGUGCUAACAGGUGCUGCAGCCGUGACCUUCGCCGCUCCAUAGCAGGUGACUUCUGAUGCCCUUGGUUUGCUCAAGAAGAAAGAGGAAGCAUGUCAUCCCUGAGGAAUGGCACCAGUUAGUGUGCUUUUUCAGCAGCAGGGAUCAUUUUAAGCCUCUGUUGUGACUAAAGCAGAACUUUAGUAUUAAUCUGAUGAGUUUCAGAGAUAGGACACGCAGUCCUACUGCUUCCCAAAGAGGACUGACUGUACAGCUCUGCUGCUGCAGGAGUGGAAAACCAAAGCCAUGCACUCAAGGUUGCUGCAGUGUUAACCAAACCAGCCAAAAGCCAUAGGACUCAGUGAAUGUGCCAUGAAAUUGUAUUACUUCAAACACCAAAAUGUGCCUUUUUUUUUACCUCGUUUGGUAGCCGUAGUUUUAUGACCUGAGUUCAGUAUUAGCAGUGGCUGGGACCAAAUAUUUUUUACCAUUUCCACCAUGUCUGAUACACGAUGAAAGCCUAGUAAGCAGACAAAUAGGAAAUGUGACUUUUCCUGAAUAUUUUAUGGCUGUUUUUUUUUCUAGUGCAAUGUGUUUUUGUACCCUGCUUGUGUGUUCCACCCGUUUCCUGUAUGAAAUAAAUGAUGCAUUUUCAUUCAAUAAAGUAAUUUAUGUUUAUUAAAACUGUCACUGCUGUUUAC